Molecule: messenger RNA, 2241 nt
Organism: Asterias rubens (European starfish)
Lineage: Eukaryota; Metazoa; Echinodermata; Asteroidea; Forcipulatida; Asteriidae
Product: all-trans-retinol 13,14-reductase-like
Exons: 12
Coding region: 149-2020 (623 amino acids)
Molecular function (GO): oxidoreductase activity
Source: RefSeq, a predicted model, not a curated record
AAUCAUCCAUCAGACGAAGUACGUUAUCAUUUUGGACUUUGUUUCUUCAUGUUUAGCAAUAGAUUACAUGAUGUUGCAGAUUUGUUAAAGCCUUUCUACUUCCCGGUCGGAUAGAUAAUUGAAACGGACCUCCACCACAGCAAUCAUCAUGGUGCUGCUGGAGAAAGUUGUCGGUUUCUUAACCGACAACUCCACCUUGGUCGGUCUCGUCCUCCUGACCAUCACAUUCAUCUUCCUCCUCAACAAGAUCCUGAACGUGUUGAUGAUCACUUCAAAUUCUCCCAACCCAUUCGGAACAGACACCAGGCGACCGCCACAGCCACUUGAGACCGAUCAUACAGUCGUUGACAAAGUGAUAAAACAGGGAUUUACUGCCCAAAAGGUUCCAGAGAAUCUGGAUGCAAUAGUGAUAGGCAGCGGAAUGGGAGGUCUUACCACUGCCUCUCUACUAGCCAGGACGGGCAAGAAAGUCCUUGUGUUGGAGCAGCAUGACCAGGCUGGAGGUUGCUGCCAUGUUUUCCGGGAGAAAGGCUUUGAGUUUGACGUUGGUAUUCACUACAUCGGUGAGAUGGCUAACAACACCCUUAUAAAGGUCAUCGUUGACCAGCUGACCGACGGUCAGUUACAGUGGGUCCCGCUGAACGAGACCUUUGACACCGUGAUCAUUGGAGAAAAGGGAAAGCAAAGGAAAUACCCGAUCAAGUGUGGUCUGAACGGUCAGUAUCGGCAGUCACUACUGGACAGCUUCCCCAACGAAAAGGAGAGCAUUGAUAAGUUUAUCAAUUUGUUAAAGGUCGUCAAAAAGCAAUCUUUUGUUGCCGGAGCUAUGAAGGUGAUGCCAAGGAAACUUUGCGACUUUCUCAUCAACUCGGGCAUCAUCAAACUCCUUACCUCGUUCUUUUACUACGCCGAUCUUAGUCUUAAAGAUGCCAUGGAUGAGAUAACUGACAACGAAGACUUGAAGGCUGUGCUUUCCUACAAUUUUGGCGAUUAUGGAACUCCACCGUCAAAAGGGAGCUUUGCCAUGCACUGCCUGUUGGUAAACCACUUUAUGAAAGGGGUGUACUACCCACUGGGUGGCGCCAGCGAGAUCGCCUUCCAUAUGAUACCAACUAUUGAGAGAUCUGGGGGUAAAGUCCUGGUCCGAGCACCCGUCUCUAAGAUAAUACUGGAUGAAGCGGGCAAAGCUUGUGGUGUAACUGUUCAGAGAACAUCUGGUGAUGUUGACAUCCAUGCCCCGCUCAUUAUAUCGAGCGCUGGAAUUUACAACACAUUCCAGAAACUUCUUCCACCAAAAGUGUCUUCAGAUAUAUGUCUUGAGAAGAAACACAAGGGUGCCCAACAUGGUGUUGGUGCCAUGUCAGUUUUCAUCGGCCUAAAAGGGACGAAAGAGGAGUUGAAUUUACCCGCGGGUCAGGUGUGGGCCUUCACCGGUAACGAUCACGAUGAACAAAUGGAGGAAUAUAUCAACCGUAGUGCUGAGGAUGCAGGCAAGGAUGGUAUCCCGCUGUUGUUCAUUACGUUCCCAUCGGCCAAAGAUCCCAGCUGGGAUGAACGGUAUCCAGGCAAGUCCACAUGUACGAUGGUGACGCUCGCUAACUGGGAAUGGUUCUCAAAGUGGGAGGACGGUAAGAUGUCCAAGCGAGGCGAGGAUUACGACAGCAUCAAGAACGCCAUCGGUGACAAGAUGUGGGAACAGUGUCUAUGGUACUUCCCGCACCUCAAAGAUAAGGUUGAGUAUUUCAACGUUGGAAGCCCUGUAACCAAUAAAUACUACAUCGAGGCCAUGAAGGGUGAGAUCUAUGGAUUGGAUCACAACAAAGAGAGGUUUAGUACGAGCACCUGGCAUACUCUGCGAGCAGAGACAGACAUUCCAAAUCUCUACCUCACAGGUCAAGAUACGUUUACCUGUGGUUUUUGUGGAGCUCUGUUCUCUGGAGUUCUAUCCACCAGUAGAAUCCUGAACCGUAACCUGAUGGCGGACAUUGUGUCCUUGAAGAAGAAGGUGUCCAAGAAGUAAGAUGAACCAAAAAUUCCACUGAAGACUGGAGAUUGAGCAACUUGUCAACGUCAUAAAACAAACAUGGUAUUGUACGUCUUAAAGGGUGGGUAAUUACUCCAAAAAUUAAGCCCGGUUCAUACUUCCUUGUUAUUAUUAAUCAAGUGAGUGCAGUGCAAUUAUUUUUUUACAUUUUUUAACACGCAGAUUUGAUUGAUAAUUACACUCUCUUUUGACAACAA